Chionomys nivalis (European snow vole) is the source of this 1301-nucleotide messenger RNA. RefSeq names its product GDNF family receptor alpha 4 (gene Gfra4). Gene Ontology annotation, cellular component: external side of plasma membrane; signaling receptor complex. Bases 1 to 801 code for a protein of 266 amino acids. The transcript is spliced from 5 exons. The record is from RefSeq and is a predicted model, not a curated record. Gene Ontology annotation, biological process: nervous system development. Lineage: Eukaryota; Metazoa; Chordata; Mammalia; Rodentia; Cricetidae. Gene Ontology annotation, molecular function: glial cell-derived neurotrophic factor receptor activity.
AUGGGGAGAACCAAGCACAGAGGACUGCAGCCUGCCUGUCCCUCACCAGGGUCUGCGAGCUCCACCGGCGGGAAUCGCUGCGUGGCCGCGGCCGAGGCGUGCACAGCAGACGCGCAGUGCCAGCAGCUGCGCUCCGAGUAUGUGGCACGAUGCCUGGGCCGGGCGGCGCCCGAGGACUGGAGCGGACCCGGCGGCUGCGUGCGCUCCCGCUGCCGCCGCGCCCUGCGCCGCUUCUUCGCCCGCGGGCCUCCGGCGCUCACGCACGCGCUGCUCUUUUGCCGGUGCGAGAGCCCGGCCUGCGCCGAGCGUCGGCGCCAAACUUUCGCUCCGGCCUGUGCGUUCGCGGGCCCUGGGCCGGCGCCGCCCUCGUGCUUGCAGGUCCGGGACCGCUGCGAGCGCAGCCGCCUGUGCAGGCCUCGUCUCCUUGCCUUCCAGGCCUCGUGCGCUCCCGCGCUGGGCUCCCGCGACAGCUGCCCGGAGGAGCGGGGUCCGCGUUGUCGCCUCGCAUAUGUGGGCCUCAUAGGCACGGCGAUCACCCCCAACUACCUGGACAACGUGAGCGCGCGCGUCGCGCCCUGGUGCGGCUGUGGGGACAGUGGAAACCGGCUGGAAGAAUGUGAAGCCUUCCACAAGCUCUUUACAAGGAACCCUUGCUUGGAUGGUGCCAUGCAAGCCUUUAACCCUUUGUGGCCUUCAGUUCUGCAGGACUGGAUGAAGCCCUACCAGAAUACUGGGCAUUGUUUCCCACAGGUGUCCUCCAUGUCUGUACUCACUGCUCUGGCUCUCCAGGCCCUGCUCUGAUUAGGAGGUGGCCCGUGGACAGCACAGCCCACUGCUCGCAGAAGUGACACUUUCUUGCCCUCAGGCCUCUUACACCUGUGUGCCUGUCCCCUGGAUUGCGGGCUGGAGGCUAGGGUCCGACUGAGAAGCCUCUGGUUCCCUGUCAGUAGGUGUCUUGGCUGUUUUCUUCCCCAUCCUUGAGAUGGUCACCUCACUGGGCCCCCAGGGCUUAUAGAGCAGGGCAGAGACUAUCCCGACUCCUAGAAUUUGGAGCUGCCUCUUCCAAGCAGAUGAAGCACUUAGGAGAUCACACGGAGUUAGCAUUGCAGCCUGAAUACCCUCCCAGUCAGCCAUUGCUCACCAUUUAAGCCCUGCUUGUGCCCCAGGAUGACCAGCGGCAUUGCUUGCCACCUAUGACAAGCUGCUGUGUAGGCAUUGAAGACUCAGCCCCUUCCCCUUGCUCAGCAUCCUACUGGCUGCACAGCCUCUUCCCUUAUGGUUUCCCUAGAAUAGCAGCUCAA